Molecule: messenger RNA, 1657 nt
Organism: Tribolium madens (black flour beetle)
Lineage: Eukaryota; Metazoa; Arthropoda; Insecta; Coleoptera; Tenebrionidae
Exons: 3
Coding region: 920-1654 (244 amino acids)
Source: RefSeq, a predicted model, not a curated record
CCCUGUUAAUUACGUUGAUAAUUUUAAUUAUUUUUUUGCUACCUAGGGUACACAUUUAGGGAAGUUGAGGUUAGGAUUGUUCCAAUUUUCGCAUGGUUGCCACCUUAAAAUGAUCCUUUUCAACGACUACUUUGAUGAACAUUAAUAUGAAAACAAGUAUAUCUUAACCUCACUUUUUUUAGUGACAAAUUUAGUUCCUUUUUCUUUUUCACAUCUAAAGCGCGGUUUACACAAUCAUAGCCCACUGUUUGCCAAUUUCACUGAAAUAAUUAUACCUCUGAAAUAACAAAGUUUUAGCCGCUUCAGGCCCCUCAAACAUGUAGGCCAUUGAGGCCAAAGCCACCAAUAAAUUCGACUGCAAAUUCGAAUCCGACGACAGCCAAUGCAAAGUCGAUUCGUACACUUCGUACGAUUCUUUGUAAAGUUUAUCUGUCAAAAUAAUAAAACUGUCAAAUUAAAAAAGAAACUGUCAAAUUUCCAUCUAAGCAACACUACUAUAUUUGCCUAGCAACGAAUUAUAUUAGUUGCUAGGUAACGACUAUAUUGCCUAGCAACAUGUGUAAAAUUGCGGCAAAUUCGAACCUUUGAAGAGUGCGAGGGCAAGGCCGCUUCCGCUGUUGAAAGUGGCAGCUUCGACUUUGGUAAAAGUGUCGAUUGCUUGUUGAUAUUUGCCUAAAGUGGUGAGAAUUCGUCCAUAGUUGACUCGGGCGCAAUCUCUUUGUUUUUUAUCUGAAAGUGUGAGGGCGUUUUUGAAGGCUUCUAAGGCCCCCAGUUUGAGGCCCAUUCGUUCUUUGAGAAUUCCGAGCAUGUUCCAUGCUGUAGCGUUCAUUGGAUCGUGUUCUGUAAUGAACGAAAGUUGACACAUUUCAAACUAGUACACGACAUACAUUAAGAUUUUCAGAAAUUAAAAGUGGUCCAAAUGAUAAUUACUCGGACAAACAAGACAAUAGAAAAUCUUUUCGUCGUAUAUAAGAAACAGAAAAGGGAGAAUAUUGACAAGUUGGGUGAAACAACUGUGAAAAUGUGGUUAAAAAUCUGUGUUUUUUUGGUCAUAAUUGAGACGAGUUUUGGCCAAAGUAACAAUUUUAGUUUAAAUGUCAACAAGAGACGCCCUUAUCACGAUUAUGACCCCUAUUAUCAUCACUACCACCACGAAUUACUCUAUGGCGGCGGUCUCCUCUACUAUUUAACGUUCAUUUUAAUCAAAGUUAAGGUCGUUUUCGUGCUUGGAACAAUUUUCACGAUAUUUCUAGUCGCUGGAAAAUUCUUCGCCAUAGUCAAAUACGCUGAAUAUAUGAAAUCGCCGAAACACCACGAACCUGAAAAAGUCUACGUCCAUGAACCCCCUCAUUUCGACUCUUAUUCCCCACAUUAUGGCCGAAAUUUCCCCAAUUAUUACGACAUUUUCGUGAAAAUCCUCCAAAAUGCCAAUCUAACAGACACGGCUUUCCGAAGAAUGAAACUAAAUUCGGUGGCUUGUAGAAAAAAAUUCGUAUGUAAGACGGACUACAAGGCGAAGUUUAGUCAAAUUUUAGCUACGACUUUGACAAUUUUCACGGACGAAAACUACGACAAAUAUAAAACGAACACUACAAUUGAGUCGUUACAAGAUUGUGAUAAGUUGUAUCAAAGUUGUAGAAAUAAUAAAAUUUAAUUU